CUGACGUGCACAUCCCUCAUCAAAAUUAGUACCAAUAAUUUUGCCGACACCUGCAAUCAUACCGUCAGACUUGUCUAUCUUCCCCUCCUCCAUUGGCCGACAAAGCUUUCACACGGCUCUUUUUUCACUUCUCAGAAGAUUUUCAGACGGGGUUUCCUCCAUCAACACAAAGGAUUCCAACUGGUUUCCUCCAUGUCGAUCUUCUGGUUGCUUCUCAUAUUCUGCUCUUCCGGGGGCCUCACCGACGCAAAAUGCAAAUUUCCGGCCAUCUUCAACUUCGGCGACUCGAAUUCUGAUACCGGCGGUUUCUGGGCAGCGUUUCCGGCGCAGCACGGCCCAUUCGGCAUGACCUAUUUCAAGAAACCGGCCGGCCGAGCCUCCGAUGGGAGAGUCGUCGUCGACUUCUUAGCUCAAGCUCUGGGUCUGCCAUUUCUUAGCCCAUAUCUGAACUCUAUCGGGUCAGACUUCAGGCAUGGUGCCAACUUUGCAACGUUGGCUUCCACAGUGCUGCUGCCUAACACCUCGCUCUUUGUCACCGGAAUCAGCCCUUUUUCUUUGGGCAUUCAGCUCAAUCAGAUCAAAGAUCUCAAGGCGAAAGUACUUGAGCCAAAACCUUAUGGGAAUCUUCCUCCUCCUAACAUCUUCAGCGAGGCACUAUACACCAUAGACAUUGGCCAGAAUGACUUCACCUCCAACCUAAAAGCCAUCGGAAUUGAAGGGGUUAAGCAAUAUCUUCCUCAGGUGUCCUCGCAGAUCGCUUGGACAAUAAAGGAGUUAUAUGACAUGGGAGGGCGCACCUUCAUGGUAUUCAACCUGGCCCCGGUCGGCUGCUUUCCGGCAUUCCUCACGGAGCUCCCUCAUAAUAGCUCGGACUUGGAUGAGUAUGGAUGCAUGAUUUCAUACAACAAUGCUGUGGUGGACUACAACAUUAUGUUGAAUGAGACUCUCCAUCAAGUCCUAAACAUGCUCCAAGAUGCUUCCAUGAUAUAUGUGGAUACUCAUUCCGUCAAGCUUGAGCUUUUUCGGCAUCCUAAAGACCAUGGCCUUUUAUAUGGAACUAAAGCCUGUUGUGGGCAUGGAGGUGGUGCCUAUAACUUUGACCCAGAAGUUUUUUGUGGAAACAGCAAGGUGAUCAAUGGCAUCAAUAUAACUGCAACUGCAUGUGAAGAUCCACAAAAUUAUGUGAGCUGGGAUGGAAUUCAUGCCACGGAAUCUGCAAACAAACUUAUAACAUCGGCUGUGCUGAGUGACUCUUACUCGCAUCCUCCCUUCCCUCUUUCCAGGCUUUGUGACUUGCACCCCAUUGGAUGAUCAACACAUGCCAUGCUCAAAAUUUAGGUAAAUAAUCCACCAAAGUUAAGUUGUGGUUGGUGGCAGGCACAUUACUACCAAAUCGCUGAAAAGAGAUGUUGAGGGGGGAAUAAAUGAGUUGUGGUCGAGUGAAUUGCAAGACUCCCCUAAUUCCAUAAAAUAUUAGGGGAGAUAAAAAUUAAUAGAAAAACCAUCAUUAUAGUUGAAGUGUAUCAAAGCCAAGCAAAGUCUAAUGCCCAGUUUCAUCAAAA
This is a messenger RNA of Phoenix dactylifera (date palm), 1562 nucleotides long. RefSeq names its product GDSL-like Lipase/Acylhydrolase superfamily protein. NCBI's taxonomy places the organism in Eukaryota, Viridiplantae, Streptophyta, Magnoliopsida, Arecales, Arecaceae. The record is from RefSeq and is a predicted model, not a curated record. Gene Ontology annotation, molecular function: hydrolase activity, acting on ester bonds.